Molecule: messenger RNA, 1300 nt
Organism: Macrosteles quadrilineatus (aster leafhopper)
Lineage: Eukaryota; Metazoa; Arthropoda; Insecta; Hemiptera; Cicadellidae
Product: methylosome subunit pICln-like
Exons: 5
Coding region: 567-1154 (195 amino acids)
Biological process (GO): chloride transport; spliceosomal snRNP assembly; mRNA cis splicing, via spliceosome
Cellular component (GO): plasma membrane; cytosol; spliceosomal complex
Source: RefSeq, a predicted model, not a curated record
UCAUCAGGGCUUAUUUGACUACUAAUGGUUGCUCUUGAUUUUCUAGAUUCGUUUAUGACACUCCAAGCUGCCUUACACUUGUUAUUGGAACGCUCAAUUUUAUGUACAGUAUGCAGCUUUUUAGCAGCAUCUACUUCAGCCUGAUAGUUACGCUUUGCCUUCAAGUAUAAUGCAUAUAACCUAUCUCUUCGCUCUACUGACGCUUCAGCUUUAUACUUAGUCUGCAGGUUUGCUGCGGCGGGGGUAUUUUCUACUUCAACUUUUUUUUUUAUUGUUUCGUUUUGUUGAUAGUUUAUCUCAGCAAGCACCGGCUGUCAAAAUCAACAAUCAACAAAAUCAAACCAACCAAUCUCUUGAACAUAGGCCUAGAAUCCUCGAAUCCUGAGAGUUGCAGAGCCGCGAAGUACGGUACGAAUCAGUAAUUAUUUCAGAUCUGUUCCCUUGUGGUUUUUAUCCAACAAUUUUAAUUCGUUUAUCUUAAUUUUGUUUUACCUUUUUGCCUUAGUGUCAUCACAUUCUUCUGUUUUAAUUGAUUUCAUUUUAGAAAAGAUCAUAUUAACCUAAAAAUGGUAAUGCUUACAAGUUUCCCAGCUCCAACUGAUGGUAUAAAACAUGAACAACCGCGGACGAAAUUAUUUGUAAUUGAUCAAGAAUUUGGAAUUGGCACACUGUAUAUCACGGAAAGCAAGUUAACAUGGAUAAACAACGAUGGAGAAGGUAUUUCGUUCCUGUAUCCACAAAUAAGCGUUCAUGCUGUAUCUAGGGACGUUCAACAAUAUGGGGCUGAGUGUUUGAUUGUAGUUUUAGACACAUGCUUGGAAGGUGCUGAUGAGAACCGAGAAGAAGAUAAUGAUGAAGACAUGGCGACAGAGUUGAGGUUUGUUCCGGAAGACAAAGACCAAUUGGACGCCAUGUACAGAGCAAUGACUUUCUGCCAAACACAGCAUCCGGACCCUAAUGACUCAUUCUCAGACCUUUCAGAAGAGGAUGCAUUUUAUGAGGAUGCUGAUGACGAGAGAAAUGUCUUGGCCGGUGGAGAUUCAGAAUAUACAAAUGGCAUUGAUGAAUACUUCAGAUUGAAUAUGAAUGGUCUCCGAAUCAACCCGGAUGAGGAAAUGGAAGAUGACGGACAGUUUGAAGACGCAGAUGAUUAAGAGUUGUAAAAAUCAACAUGACUGAUUUUAAAAUUUAAUACCUGUUUAUAAUUUUUGAGGAAAACAAAUCUAUUUUUCUGAUUUGUCCAUGUAUUGUUGUAGAUGUAAAGUUUCAAUAGAUAAAACUGUACAUUCCUUACAUUCAA